Argiope bruennichi is the source of this 2142-nucleotide messenger RNA. RefSeq names its product cysteine-rich secretory protein 2-like. Lineage: Eukaryota; Metazoa; Arthropoda; Arachnida; Araneae; Araneidae. The record is from RefSeq and is a predicted model, not a curated record. Bases 436 to 1257 code for a protein of 273 amino acids. The transcript has 8 exons. Gene Ontology annotation, cellular component: extracellular region.
AGGCAAAAUCUCCACCAGAGUCUGUUGAUGCAUAAGUGGUUAAAAAAAAAGAAGGCACUGGGAAUGAAAAAAGGGCAGAAAGGGUUCAUGAAGAUGGUAUUGGGCCGUCAAUCAUCAUUUGCAAUUGCGCUCUUUGGGGCGGAGUUUAGCAGUAUCUUCUUUUUCUUCUUCUGGGUCGGAAUUGAGCCAGAUUCUUCCUAAUUGUGUGUCUGGGAAGCACCCCGCUCCAGACGGUGUCCGGUGACAGGCAAGGUUGCAGUUAAUUAUUCAGUGGUGUGUCGUCUAAAAUAUUAAAUGGGUCACACAGAGUGGACAUUCUUCUAUGCUGGCUAGGGGACCUCAUUGGAUUACUCGCAGGGAUCGUGUCCAGUGAAGACGAUUUCGAACACCUCAAAGUGAAGUCUUGAGAUCAGACAGCUCAGAGUUCUCACUGGAAUGUGGAUACUUUCUGCGAGUGUUAUCAUCUCUGACCACUUGAAAACUGCCUUUGUGAUACUGCUCACGACAUGGAUCCUUGCAGCGGUCAACGCAGCACUGCCAAGACCCAAACUGUACGGCAAAGCCAUUGCACACCGAGAUCUCGACACACGAUAUGCCAACACCAAGAAAAAAAUAGUGCUCAUUCAUAAUUUUUACAGAGCAAGAGUCAAUCCACCGGCUAAGAACAUGCUAGAAAUGAGUUGGCACAAAGGGGCUCAAGAAGCAGCUCAGAAGUGGGCGGGUGCUUGCCAAUUCCUUGUUCAUGAUAAACCAAUCAGCAGAUGGUUAGAAGAUUAUGGAUCAUGUGGCCAAAAUAUUUUUGUCUCAAACGUAGAAGUAGACUGGAUGUUUGUAGCUAAGGCUUGGUUCAUGGAAAAUCAAAAUUUCACUUACGGAAGUACUAACAACAAUGUUACCAUUGUUGGACAUUAUACGCAGAUGGUGUGGUACAAUAGCCAUCGAGUUGGCUGUGGUUUCAAAUACUGCAGCAAGGAUGUCGUAAGCAAGCCAUUUUUCAACUAUGUUUGUAAUUAUUGUCCUAUUGGCAAUCAUCCAAAGCGUCUGGGAAGACCUUACGCUGCUGGGAAACCUUGCGAAAAGUGCCCAGGCCAUUGUAAAUAUAAGAAAUUAUGCACAAACAGUUGCCCAUAUUCGGAUUUGUGGGUCAAUUGCGUCGAUCUCAACUCAACAUGGCAUUCCUGGCUAUGCAAUGAAACAGAAAAUGCUAAACACAAAGCAUGCCAAGCUACUUGUAAGUGUCCCAACGCUAUCAGGUGAACGCUUCUGCUGUUUCUGAAACGUGGAAAUUAUUUUCGAGGAGAAUUCGAUGUCUUCAAACAUCUACAACAACCUCAUCGCAAAAUUCUUUGUAAUUGCUUUGUAACACUUUCAUACCAUCUUUUUCUUGAAACUUCAAAGCCUUCCUAUUCGCUCUAGAAUAUUGUGAGUUUUAAAACUCAGUAGCUGUCUUAUGAUGGAUAACUACACUUAAUUAUUGAUUUGUAUGAUGUUUGAUUUAUUUAUAAAACGUUUGAAUAAUGUGGUUGAACACCAUAUACACUGCAAGUGACUUUUAAGUUAUCAAAACUGUACAAAGGUUAAUAUGUAAAAAAAAAAAAACCCCUGAAAUAUUUUAGAGUUGUUUGUUUUUAUAUCAUUUUUCGAGUCGAUAUAAAUAUAAUUAAAUAUUUCUUAUUGUUGUUACUUAGAUAACAAAGAAGUGAUCUUGCUGAAUUUUAUAAAUAUAUACUUAAGAAUUGAUUCUCCAUUUUAAAAAAUGCAUAAAAAUGUUAUUUUAAUUGUUCAGAUUUGUUAAUUUAUUACUCAUUUUAAUUAGACCCUAUUAGCGCAAAGUUCUCAUACAUUCUCAUUUUGAUAUACUUAACAAUAUUUUACGGCAAUCAGAAUAUCGAACACUUCCAUAAAGACACGUAUAAUAAAUACAAAUAAGGCUAAUAGAAUAUAUGGAACAUGGAUUGAAAUUCCCUGGCAAUUUCAACAAUUCAGUUACUGUUUUUAAAAAUAAUUUACAAUGUAAAUAAAGAGUACGCUGUUUAAAAUUGCAUGCUGUGCAAGUAUUUUAAAAAGUUCAGCAUGUUGGAAGUGGAGCAAAUUUUGAUCACCGACAGUAUCUUCGAUACAAAUUUUUUUUUUUUGUUUGUU